Anopheles moucheti is the source of this 4285-nucleotide messenger RNA. It is a transcript of the gene Smox, whose product is annotated as mothers against decapentaplegic homolog 3. Gene Ontology annotation, cellular component: heteromeric SMAD protein complex. Gene Ontology annotation, molecular function: I-SMAD binding; RNA polymerase II cis-regulatory region sequence-specific DNA binding; DNA-binding transcription factor activity, RNA polymerase II-specific. Gene Ontology annotation, biological process: SMAD protein signal transduction; regulation of transcription by RNA polymerase II; transforming growth factor beta receptor signaling pathway. The transcript has 9 exons. The record is from RefSeq and is a predicted model, not a curated record. NCBI's taxonomy places the organism in Eukaryota, Metazoa, Arthropoda, Insecta, Diptera, Culicidae. Bases 759 to 2273 code for a protein of 504 amino acids.
AAAAAAUCGCUCCCGUACCGAAUUUGCACAGAGCAGAAACUACUGCAGCGCAUUUUGCGGUGAAAUAGUACGGUAAUGUUUAUCACCGCAUGGUUCGCAGUAGCGUAAAGCAUAAAGUGUAUCUUUCCGUCGGUGUGCAAGUGUUGAGUAGAAGUGGCGCACCGUUCAGGUGAUGUCGUGGUGCUGCUUCCUCGUCUGACGUCGUACGUUUUUUGCUUCAUACGCACGGCAGCUAAUCGUACAACGAAGGAAAGAAGCAAAAGUGGAACGGAAAAGUACUUGCACGGUACAGUUUAGCCCCGUACAGGGUCUGGGUAUGUCCCCGGGGGAAGAUAUGUUCCAAGUCAUCUGUCGCGAGUGAGUGAAACCCCGAUUGUUCACACCGAUUCCGUGCGUGAAUGUGAGUUGGGAAUCUGUGAUUAGGUUUUCGUUCAUCACACCAGGUUACCAGUGCGCGAGUUCCCCGUGAAUUGAUGGUUGAAAAUCUAAGCCAAACAGAAGAUCAAAUUUAAACCAAGCAGACAACCAACAAGUGCGGUGUGUUGUAGAAGCUACAUACGGAGAAAAGACGACAAAAAUCGAUCGACCGUCUAGUGGGCCGUUGUGAAUACGUUCGUGAACCGUUUCCUCUGUUCAAGUGUGAUGGUUCCACCAGUUCCUUGAACCACCCCUUCGAGUCUAGUUAGCUUUUCCGGUGCCCUUCUCUAUAUACCCGGUGCUUCUUUUAUUUGCACACCAAGAGCAAAUCAGUGAAAACGAUGUUGCCCUUCACGCCACCGAUCGUGAAGCGGUUGCUCGGCUGGCGGAAGGUUCCGGCAGACGACGCUGCCGAAGGAAAAUGGGGCGAAAAGGCGGUCAAAAGUUUGGCCAAAAAGAUGAAGAAAACGGGCGCCCUAGAGGAACUGGAACGGGCCCUUACAAUACAGAGCUGUCACACAAAAUGUAUACCGAUACCCAGAAAUGGUUCAGCGAAUGGAGAAAAUGGAGUUGCGCUAAAAAAAGGUAUUCCUCACGUCAUAUACUGUCGACUGUGGCGCUGGCCUGAUUUAAAGAGCCAGAUCGAGUUGAAAGCACUGGACGUAUGCGAGUACGCAUAUCAUCUAAAGAAAGACGAGGUGUGCAUUAAUCCAUAUCACUACACUCGUAUCGAAUCGCACUCGCAACACUCGCAGCAUCAGCACCAGCCGCAGCAACACCAGCAACAACAGCAGGCUCAGCAACCGCUGACCAUUUUGGUUCCGAAGAACCUAUCGAACCUUCAGGGAGAAAGCUCUGUUACCUACACAUUGGAUGAUCUUAGUAAUACCGUACCAGUCAACAUACAGUACAAUGCAUUAAAUGAUAACUAUGUAACCAGUCCUCAACCAUCGCAAGUAUCAGCCCGGCAGCUACACCAGCAACUGCAGCAGCAGCAACAGCACCAGCAGCAACUUCAACAGCGACAGCAUCAUCUAUCUUCACCGUGCUACAUGGAGGCAACACUGGGCCAACAGAUACCGACCAACACAACGAUUAUGGACUCGGUUAGCGUCAGUGUGGGCAACAUACCGAACACCGAAACGCCACCGCCCGGUUACAUGUCUGAGGACGGUGAUCCGCUCGAUCAGAAUGACAAUAUGACCGAAUUGUCUCGCAUGUCACCAUCGGAUAUGGAUACGCAGCCCGUAAUGUACCACGAACCGGCGUUCUGGUGCUCGAUCAGCUACUACGAGCUAAACCUGCGCGUCGGCGAAACGUUUCAUGCCUCCCAACCUUCCAUCACGGUCGACGGGUUUACGGAUCCUUCCAAUUCGGAACGAUUUUGUCUUGGACUCCUGUCGAAUGUGAACAGAAACGAAGUUGUGGAGCAAACGCGCCGUCACAUUGGCAAGGGCGUCCGGCUGUACUAUAUCGGCGGGGAAGUGUUUGCCGAGUGUUUAAGCGAUUCCAGCAUCUUCGUUCAGAGCCCGAAUUGUAAUCAACGGUACGGAUGGCAUCCGGCAACGGUGUGCAAAAUACCACCAGGAUGCAAUUUAAAAAUCUUCAACAAUCAGGAAUUUGCCACACUGCUGUCAGAUUCCGUAUCGGCGGGAUUUGAAGCCGUCUAUCAGCUGACCCGGAUGUGUACAAUCCGUAUGUCAUUCGUGAAGGGAUGGGGCGCAGAAUAUCGUCGACAAACCGUUACCUCAACGCCGUGCUGGAUAGAGCUGCAUUUAAACGGUCCCCUGCAAUGGCUCGACCGCGUCCUCACCCAGAUGGGCUCACCACGUUUGCCAUGUAGUUCUAUGUCCUAAACCAACCACCCUCGCGUACUGUUGCCAUGUGUCCACGAAUUGGUGGAUGUGGCGCUUUAAUGCGCUGUGGUGGAAACACAUACGCCCAAGAGCGUACGGAGUGGACCGGCUAACUUUUCUACCUCCACCGGACGAUGUUUUGCUCCUGCACCUUCUCCUGCAGUACAUACGACACACGGAUAUUCUACGCCCUACGAGGUGUAACAAAUUCUCCAAGAGGUUUUUAUUUUCAAUUGCUCAUUUCGAAAGCUGUCCGCGAUAUGAAUCGUGCAUACACGUAUGUGCUUUGAUUGAUUGUGUGUUUUGUGAAUCGCCAAAAAUUCUUCGUACUUCUCUUUUUUUAAUUCAGUUUACCUUUCUUAAUUUCUCGUAGGGUGAUUUUUUUUUCCUAGAGAAAUAUUAUACUGCACGAGCACAAUGAAGAACGUUUUGCUAUGUUCAUAUAGAGAGAGUUUGUUUAAACUUUUCGUUACUAACCCCCGUCGAUACGAUGAAGGAUGAGACAGCUAAAUGUUUUAAGCAUAUAAUUUGUUCCUUAUCUUGUGAAAAUCAUCAGUCGCAACGACGAAUCGCAGCGAAGGAAGGUAUCGCUUUAACCAAAACGUUACGAUACAUUGAUCAUGAUCAAGAUGUUAAUGUUAAGUUUUUUUUUCUUACAUUGAUUUGUUUAAUUACGUACAUGCUUUUGGCCCUACUCCCUACCUGGGCGUUACAUUACUUACUAAUGCUGCAAGUCCUUUGACUUGAGUGGCGGUAGUGUUAUUAACUUUUGGGAAAGAAAAAAUGUAGCAUAUGUAGUGCCAGGAAAUCAGAAAACAACAUUACACGAAUAUUUUUUGUGCAACAGAAUGGAAGGUACUAUUAAGUGUGUGUGAUCCUGUGUCAUAGAAGAAAGGGAAAAGAGAGAAAGCAAGGGUUGGAAAAGGAACAGGUCGUGGCAUCUUUGUAUACGUGUGUUUGUGUGUAUGUGUGAAUGGAAAAGAGCCGGACGCGGAUUGUUUUGCAACAAAAACUUCCUAUCAAUUCCUUUUUCUUGAUUGUUCUCUUGCGUAAGGUUCGUUUGGGGGGAAACUUUCUUGGUUCACAAGCUGAAUCGUAAAUCGUGUGAAGAGUAUGUAACAAAGUAAAAAGCAAUGUACAACAGAAUGGCAGAUUUAUUUUUGACACUAGAAAUGUGAUGAUUCAGGUGAGACACGCAAAUUUUUGGAAAAAGUUAAAACAAUAUUAAAAAUAUUCUACAGGAUCUCUGGAAGAGAACAUAAGGACGAAAGACUAAAAUAUUGCUGCGAAUCGGCACGGACACGUGGAUAAUGCGUUACAUACAUUGUAAAUGUACAGGAACAGACAUAGUUCAACAUAAAAAACUCGGUUGUUCCCGAACUCGGUGCAACCGAAGUCACUGAAACUGGUUGGUUCGUAAAAUGAUUUCUUUCGAUAGUUUAUGGUUUGUUCUUAGAUCAGUUUAUAACUCAGCUAAGUUUAGUUGUUUACUUACGUUAACGGUUGGAAAAGGAAGGAAGAGGUACGGAAAGAAAGGGAAAUUCGAAUCAAGCAGUUCUUUGGAUGGCCAUGAUGCCGUCGUGCAUGUGACGAAGAUGCACACUCUGGGGUGAUAAGUUCUUAAAAAAGUAUGUUGUGUGAGAUAUCUAGGGUACAUGAGUACACGAGUGCAUCUAGGUAAAUGAUGGAUCAAUUAUGAAUUUACACCCGCAGCAUGAAUGGUAGAAUGUGGUUGGUCAUCGAUUGAUUGGACAUUAAACACCUUACUCUCUUUAUCUUAUGAAGCAGAUAAUCCCGGGUUUGUUUUUUAUCCUUCUUUUCAUCUCUAGAGAGACCACUAUGAAAUAUGUUACAGAGUGUUUAGAGAGAUUUGUGUGUGUGUGUGUGUGAGUGAUGAUCCCGAACGCAGGAACGCUAACAGCUGGAUUUUGAAACCAACCAAACUAUUAUUAGUAGCGAUUGUUAGGUUGCGCUUAUGGAAAACAAUAAAAUCUGAACAAACACAUGAAACA